UGCAGGGGUAUGAACAUGGGGCAAAAGUUGUCCGGCGGUGUCAAGUCGGUGUCGCGCGAGUGCACGGCGCCGUUCAAGGCGGUGGUGGCGCGCGAGCUGGCCCCCGAGCCGCCGCGGCCCGCGCGCCUGGACGCGCUGCUCGACGCGCCGCCCGCGCAUCCCGACACACAGCUGAAGCACGCGUGGAACCCGGAUGACCGAUCUUUAAAUAUAUUCGUGAAAGAGGAAGACGCGUUAACAUUCCACCGGCAUCCGGUGGCCCAGAGUACAGACUGCAUCCGGGGUCGGGUGGGGUACUCGCGCGGGCUCCACUGCUGGGAGGUGGUGUGGCCGGCGCGGCAACGCGGCACACACGCCGUCGUCGGAGUGGCAACAGCGCACGCACCGCUGCACUCGGUCGGCUACCAGAGCCUAGUCGGCGCGACCGAUCAGAGUUGGGGGUGGGAUCUCGGGAGGAAUAAGGUGUACCACAACGCGAAGGGCACGGGCGGAGGCAGCACGUACCCGCCCCUGCUGCGGCCGGACGAGCAGUUCCUCGUGCCCGACCGCCUGCUCGUGGUGCUGGACAUGGACGAGGGCACGCUCGCCUUCUGCGCGGACGGCCGCUACCUCGGCGUCGCGGCGCGCGGCCUGCGCGGCAAGACGCUCUACCCCAUCGUGUCCGCGGUGUGGGGCCACGCUGAGAUCACCAUGAAGUACAUCGGCGGGCUCGACCCCGAGCCGCUGCCGCUAAUGGAGCUAUGCAGACGCGUGAUCCGGCAACGUGUGGGACGUGCGCGACUGCGCGCGGCCGCGUCGAGACUGGCGCUGCCGCCCGCGCUCACCGCCUAUCUACUAUAUCGCGCGCCAUAGCCGCCCCCACCACACCUCCCCUCGACACUCCGGACGCAGUGACCACGACCACAACCUGAUCGCCACACAGCAAUGCCUUAUACCGAUAGGACGGUUCUCAACCACAGCCUGAUCGCUUACACAACAUCGCCUCGAGACGAAUCGACUGUUACUAGCACUAACGUACGC
Melitaea cinxia (Glanville fritillary) is the source of this 1020-nucleotide messenger RNA. It is a transcript of the gene gus, whose product is annotated as protein gustavus. Bases 10 to 852 code for a protein of 280 amino acids. The transcript is spliced from 4 exons. Lineage: Eukaryota; Metazoa; Arthropoda; Insecta; Lepidoptera; Nymphalidae. Gene Ontology annotation, biological process: proteasome-mediated ubiquitin-dependent protein catabolic process. Gene Ontology annotation, cellular component: SCF ubiquitin ligase complex. The record is from RefSeq and is a predicted model, not a curated record. Gene Ontology annotation, molecular function: protein binding.